CAUUAUUAUAAAUCUUGAAACUCGUUCCUCAACGGAAGAGUUACUAAUGGAUAGCUAGUAAUUACCAACAGAAUUACCAAUAAACCAGAGGACAUAAGUUUAAGUUGAAAAGGGAAAUAGCGCCUGAGUAACAACUUUUUACAUUCUGAGCGUAGUGGUGUAUGGAAUAAACUGUGAAAGGAGGUAGUUGAGGCAGGUGCAAUAACAACAUUUAAAGGACACUUAGACAGGUUCAUGGAUAGGAAAUGUUUAGAGGGAUAUGUGCCAAACACGGGUAAAUGGGAUUAGUUUAGAUAGGGUAUCUUGCUUGGCAUGGAUAAGGGCCUGUUUCUGUGCUAUAUGACUGACUAUAUCAAGGUUUUUUUCCUUAAGUGUCUGUACAGUUUCAUAACAGGAGCAAGGGAACAGUUCGAAAAAUUAACAGAUAUUCAUAAAACAAUGGAGGAGGACUUUGAAGAGCUUGGACGUUACUUUGUCUUUGAUUCCAAGAAAACAUCUGUUGAAGAGUUCUUUGGUGAUCUGAGCAACUUCAAGAGUAUGUUUUCGCAAUCAGUUGCAGAGAACAAGAAACGGAAAGAGGCAGAAGAGAAAAUCAAAAAAGCUAAACUUGCCAAAGAGAAAGCAGAGAAGGACAGACAAGAGAAACUAAAGAAGAAUUCUAUCAUUGACAUAAAUUCAGAGGGUGAUGAGACGGGCGUGAUGGACAGUCUAAUGGAAGCCCUUCAAUCUGGAGCAGCCUUCAGGCGAAAGAGAGGUCCACGGCAAGCAGCCAAUCGAAGAGGCAACGCCAUGACAUCUGUUCUUGCCAAAGAGCUCACAGGGGAUGAUGCAAUUGGUCAGAUCGCGACUAAGAAGCCGAAGAUAAUGACAGAAGACAAAAAUGCCGCGGCACCAAUGGAACAAGGCGAGAUGCUGGAAGACAUUCUCACUCGCUCCAAUUAAACCCAUAGGAAGUAUCUGGAAUUUACAAUGCAGUGCCAUGAAGCCAAUUUUUUUUUUUUUGGUAUGAUGCUUGUUUAAACUCUGAACCCUGAAUGUGCUACAGUUGAAUUCUUUUUCUAGGCUACUUUUAUCUCAUCUGAAAACAUUCGCACUGGCCUGAGAGUGCACAAGUGUUUUUCUUUCUUUAUGUUGGGAAGAGCACAGAAUAAUGUCAAUGCAUAAUUACAUGUUCCAGUAUUGGUUUUGACAAUGCUGCAGUGCAGAUUUUUGUCUUGAGGAGGUGGUCUUAACAUGUGCAGGCUGCCUGUGAUUAUUUUCUAUUCUCUCACAUUGUAAACAUAUCAAUUAAUUUCCAUCAUCGAUGGGUUAUAUCCUUGACUAGUUACUGAGAUUUUAAAAUAUAUAUAUAUUUGCACACC
Molecule: messenger RNA, 1361 nt
Organism: Leucoraja erinaceus (little skate)
Lineage: Eukaryota; Metazoa; Chordata; Chondrichthyes; Rajiformes; Rajidae
Product: protein diaphanous homolog 1-like
Exons: 4
Coding region: 313-942 (209 amino acids)
Source: RefSeq, a predicted model, not a curated record